UCCAAAAAACAGAUUUCAAUCACAUGAUCAGAAUGACUGCAAUUUGAAUAUAAAAACAGCCUACACCUUGUACGAUUUCUCAUUACUUCUUCAUCGACUUCUAGUUCGAACCGACUUGAAAAAAUAUCGUGUAGUAGAAUUUCUUCUCUAAUUCGAGAAUAUAAUCCAAAAUGAAAGCUUUUUGCGCGUUAUUAUUGCUCGUGGCUUAUGUCAGCGCUAGUCAUCACGAAUGCGAUCCUUUAGCAGCUGACACCAUGAAGAAACCUGGCGCUGAUCCAGCGAAGGGUGACCAGCACAUUCCGUUGGACGUUAUCCUAAGCGUAUCAAGGGCUCGCUAUACUGUUUCUCAAGCAACUUUAAGUACACUGGCAAACGCCAACAGCUAUUGUAACGCUGCUACCCACGGAAAGGAAUGUGAUGCAACAGAAUAUUUCCGAGCAUUAGUAGACGGACCUGAACCAAAUAGUGAAAAAGGAGCGGAUAAACUCAGAUUCUAUACAGUUUUCGUUGGAGUCAACAAAGUAAAAGAUGAAGCAGUCGAAUACCAUAUGUCAAUGAAAGGAAUCAACGAAGAUGAUUAUAUUAUGCAAGCUACAAACAUACCAAUCAAAGCUGUUCGAGUUCAAAAAGAUGGUACAAGAAUCGAUAUCGCAGAGAAAGAUAUUUCACCAGAAAUUGUAAAAUCUUUGAGACAGCCAUACGCUUUGUUCCACGCCAAAAUAGGCAGUUUUGCUGUAUAUGUUACAUGCAAUGGCACAACUAUUUGGGUAUCGUGGUCUUUGGACGCCAUCAAGAAAGGAUUACACAAAAAUGACCCUGAACUGGCCACGGUGUUGGCAAAUCUGAAAAUACGUGCCGCUGAUAUGAGACAGAAACUCAAUAUACAAGGCCCAGAACCUGAAAUUCGUGAUAUUGUAACACCCGCAAUAGAGAAUGCACAUUUCACGCAACAGAUUCCUGUAGCUUGAACCCGCGCAUAAUCCCGAGCAUUUAUAGUCUUCCUUUUAUUUCUAAGUAUUAUUCAUUUAAGUCUAUUUUUACCGUCGGAUAUUUCGCGGUUUAUUAGAUUAGUUUAUGUUUUUAAUUGGGUUCCUUCUCUCAUUUUAUCUAUAUUAUUGUAAUCGGUGGUGGAGUUUUUAAUUAUAUUGUGUGAUGCAGCAUUCCAA
Messenger RNA from Planococcus citri (citrus mealybug), 1166 nucleotides. RefSeq lists its product as uncharacterized. The coding region runs from base 171 to 968 and encodes 265 amino acids. The record is from RefSeq and is a predicted model, not a curated record. The transcript has 8 exons. Lineage: Eukaryota; Metazoa; Arthropoda; Insecta; Hemiptera; Pseudococcidae.